Molecule: messenger RNA, 3451 nt
Organism: Amblyraja radiata (thorny skate)
Lineage: Eukaryota; Metazoa; Chordata; Chondrichthyes; Rajiformes; Rajidae
Gene: sparta
Product: spartin a
Exons: 8
Coding region: 157-1953 (598 amino acids)
Biological process (GO): cell division; negative regulation of BMP signaling pathway
Cellular component (GO): plasma membrane
Source: RefSeq, a predicted model, not a curated record
CCAGGACCACCGGCCGGUCUCCGGAAACUGCGCGCCGUCAGCCGCACGCCGAUCGCGGUCGGUAAACUAACCGGGCCCCGGGAACCGACGUCUCUGCACCGUGGCCGCAGUGUCCGGGCUGCAGGGGGUGGAGGAGCCCGAGCCUCGGAGCUGAGCAUGGAAAACUGCAACCUUCAAGCAAAUGAUACAGCUGAGAAUCUUCGUCGCAUCAAAGAGGAAUAUAAAGAGGCAUUUAUCUUUAUAAAUAAAGGUCUCAGUGCAGACGAAUCGGGUCAAAAAACAGCCGCAAAACAGCAUUACAGACGAGGAAAGGAGCACUUAAAUAAUGGAUUGUGUAUUCCAACCAAUGGCCCAGAAUGUAUUGGUGCAGAGUGGAACACUGCCCGUCAAAUGCAAAAUAAAAUGACAGUGGCACUAAGUAACAUAUGUACACGGUUAACUAAUUUGGAGCAUGUUGAGAAUCCAGCAGCAUCCAAUCAGUCAAACCAGUUGCCUGGAACGUCAGGGUCUAAUUGUCCAAAGUCAGAGUCAAGGAUAUAUCCAGUCCUACCAACACCAUGUGAAGAAAAAUCGUCAAAGUCUCAGUCCGGCUGUCAAUCAUCCACUGUGGCAGUGAGCAGAACUUCAAAUGGAAACUCCUCGUCUGCAACUCCUCAUCUCUCUUCACUGGAUUCCGCGUCCGUAGCUAGUGAGCUGCCCCCUGUAUACACUCCUGAGGCUAUGGAUGGGCACAUGACUCUUUCCUACGGCACGGAAUCUGGCGAGUUUGCUGUUAUAGGUGAUGAGAUUUUUGGGCAAGGAACUCGACCACAUUCACUGGAAUCGUUCGGCAUGGAUGCCUAUGAGCUCAUUAGAAUUGAACAAGGAGUGCAGAUAUUCUACGUAACGUCCGAUGGGCAAGUGAGUGCGCCCUCGUAUCCUGGCUUUCUUCGCAUAGUCACAUUUUCGGAGAAAGACAUUGGGGGUGCAGCACAAAGCACACCACCUCCUUUUCUGCAGGUCUGUGACUGGGUCUAUCCACUGAUCCCCAGUCAGUCUCCUGUGCUGCUGUGUAACAAUGGAGUCUACAUGUUUCCAGAUGUAAUGUCACCAGACCCUGACAUCUAUGUUGGAGUGGUGUUGUCCGCAGAGCUGCAGCCAUCAGACCGCGAACACUUCGAAGAUUUGUUAAAACAAAUGACUUUUUUGAAAAUUCAGGAUCCUGAAGCUUCGGCUAAUGAAAUUAAUUUGAGUGAAACCUUACCGAUGGAUCAUGAAACACAACCAGGUAACCAGGUGAAUGUUCUACCUGAGUGGAGUGAAAAAGCAGCCCGCGGAAUUUUAACAGGUGCUUCGUGGCUGAGUAUGGGUUUAGUUAAAGGUGCUGAAUUCACUGGCAGAGCAAUUCAGAAAGGAGCAUCUAAACUGAGAGAGCACAUUCAGCCUGAAGAUAAACCUGCCACUGUCAGCCCCACUGUGGAAAAGGGACUAAGUGUUGCACGACAGGCAACAGGAGGUGCUGUCAAAGUCAGCCAGUUCUUGGUCAAUGGACUUUGUACCGUUGCCAGUACUAUUGGGAAAGAACUUGCUCCACAUGUAAAGAAGCACGGAAGUAAACUUAUACCAGAAUCUAUAAAAAAAGAUAAUGAUUCAAAAGCGAAAUUUGAUGGUGCACUUGUUGUAGCAGCAAGUGGAGUACAAGGAUUUGCAACUGUCUGGAAUGGUUUGGAAUGUGCAGCGAAGUGCAUAGCUAAGAGUGUUGCAGCUGAGACUGUUCACACAGUGAAACACAAGUAUGGCUCUGCUGCUGGGAAAGUCACAGACAACGCAGUGAACUCAGCCAUCAACGUUGGUGUGACAGCGUUCAACAUCGAGCAUCUGGGCAUCAAAGCCAUUGUUCGGCGCACUGCCAAGGAAACCGGAACCGCUAUCCUUGAUGACUACAAGUUGCAAGAAAAGGCAGGGAAGAAAUGAAUAAUCUCUACUUAAAUUUAGCUGAUGUAACUGUGAAUUCUAACAUGCGAAUAAUAAGUCAUGUUUUGCAGAAUUUUAUUUUCAACUAACAUGCAGGUUGAUCUUGGAGAAUGUACAUCCGAUGGCACUUUGUGUGAAAUAGCAUUAACUUAUUUCUGUGAUUGUCAAGUUGGUUUAAUUUUAACAUGUUAAUAACGCGUGAAGCAUCUAAGACUACUUGUCGUCUCUGAUUAUAAAGUAAAACAGAGACAAAAGAAAUUGCAGCUGCUAGUUUACAAAAACACAAGUGCUGGCAUAACUCGACAGGUCAGGCGGCAUCUCUGGAGAACAUGGAAAGGUAAUGUCAUCCAACUGUAUUCUCUAGAUGUUGCCUGACCCGCUGCCAGAACUAUCUAUUUUUUUGAGAAUAUAUAUUUUGAUUUUCUUUCUUCUUCAGGUUUGGAUCCUGAGUUAGUGUGAAUCAGAACAGGCUAAGAUCCAUAUGGAACUAAUUCAGUACUUAUUCGUUGGACAUGAUAUUUUUUGAGUAGGAAGGAACUGCAGAUGCUGGUUUAAACCAAAGGUAGACACCAAAAGCUGGAGUAUCUCAGUGAGUCAGGCAGCAUCUCUGGAUAAAAGGAAUAGGUGACAUUUCGGGUCGAGACCCUUCAGUCUGAAGAAGCCUGACCUGCUUUGAUAUUUUUUGAUGCGUUUGAAGGUCAAGGAGGUUUAGAGAAGUGUUUUUUUUAAAUCUUUUCCCUGCAUUUGCACCUAAAACUAUGUAUCCAUGGAGGUAUGCUGAUUGAAGACAUAUUUUGAACACAAGCAGCUGUAAUUGAGUGAGAACAUAAUUGAUGUGCAAUUUGUGUAGAGAACAUUUAAGAGUGGGAAUAAACACAAUUAACAGCAGUGGUAGUGAGUUGUGUGGGUAUGUUCCAACUCAACUUGCUGGUGCACCACAGCCUUUCUGAUAUAGCAAAACAAGUUACUGUAAAACAGGUAAAUAACACUUUUACUGACAGCAAAAUUAAUUUUGCCCAUCAGCAACUUGCUCAGCACGGUGGUACCAAGGUACUAUUUUCAAAGUGGUCUGAUGAAGUUGGCUUCAAAUAGUAAACUUUUGUUGAAGAAUUUAACUGAUUUAAUUUAUAAUUGUUUUAAAAGAAAUUGAAGAAAUUUGAUUGUACCAUCUGUAACCUGUAAGAUGGUUCUAGAAUGAAUGAUCAAUUUUAAUCACAUGUAAAUCUGUAUUUUGGGAACUGACCUCAAGUUGCAGACUGGACAAUUGUUCUGCUUCCACAUUAACCUUCCACUUAAAUAACUUGUACUUCAAACUCUCAACAGCAUUAUCUAUCCUCUAUUAAAGUGCCUUUGUCUUUAAUCAUCCUACACAAUGUAGAUGCAUUGUAUAAAUGUUUAUUUAAAUAACACUUACCAAUAUAUUUGACAGGUUUUUCUGUAUACGUAAAGAAUGAUAUCACAAAUCUGUUUGCCUUUGGUAUUAUUAAAGUAAAACAUA